Messenger RNA from Haplochromis burtoni (Burton's mouthbrooder), 2731 nucleotides. It is a transcript of the gene alx4a, whose product is annotated as ALX homeobox 4a. Gene Ontology annotation, molecular function: RNA polymerase II transcription regulatory region sequence-specific DNA binding; DNA-binding transcription activator activity, RNA polymerase II-specific. The transcript is spliced from 4 exons. The coding region runs from base 203 to 1525 and encodes 440 amino acids. The record is from RefSeq and is a predicted model, not a curated record. Lineage: Eukaryota; Metazoa; Chordata; Actinopteri; Cichliformes; Cichlidae. Gene Ontology annotation, biological process: regulation of transcription by RNA polymerase II.
CAUAAUCACUUGGGAGAGGUCUCGAAGGCAGGAGAUCUGUGUCCCAUCCUCUAAGGGAAGACGGGUUUGUGUAACUCUCCUCAAACCUGAGGGGAGUUGUGGAGUGUUUGGUCAACGACAGUGCUUCCUGGAAAAGAUCUGAAUCGUUUUAUAACCAAACCCAGCUGCGGUCUGGUGUGCGCUGCAGUCACCGCGUGCAUGUAUGUAUGCGUGCGUGCGUGCGGAUGUAUAUGUGUGUGUCUAUUUUCAUCUGAAUGAGGUAGAAGGAGGGGAAGGGGUUUCUGCGCUUCCCUUUCCAAUAGAGGGAGAGAUAGGAAGAGAGAGGGGGGAGAGAGAGACAGAGAGACAGAGAGAGAGAGAAAAAAGUUUGGUCUUGUUCUCCCUUUCACUCUUUUUUUUAGGCAUGAACACUGAGACCUGCGUUUCAUACAGCGAUAUGACAUCCAUGGAUUCAUAUUAUAGCUCCUCUGCUGCGCAAGGUAGGGAUCACCAGACGGACCACUUUAGGACAUUCCCAGCUACUGAUACCAAAUACAGCCCCGCUGCCUUCCUGCCCAACAAAGGUCAGGGUUACGGAGAAAAGUCCAGGAGCCCCUUCCAACAGGAGUGCCAGUCAUUGGAUGCCGCCGCAGCUGGGCAAGGCACUUUCAGCAAAUACCACCUCUUCAUGCAGAGGUCUUCUUGCAAAACACCCCCCGAGGAGGACAAACUGCACCAGGAGAGGGGACACAACGGAGGGCUCAUCUCUUGCUACGGUAAAGACAGUUCUGGUCUGGCAGAUUCUGACUUGGCCCCAGACUCCGACCCACCUGGAAUGGACACCAGAUACCUAGCUGUGAAGGAUCAGGGCGUCAAGGCGGCCUCUGAUAGGACGCCAGGCACUGACUUAGCGAGCCCUCUGGAAAAAGCUGAUGGUGGCGAAAGCAACAAAGGCAAAAAGAGGCGCAACCGCACGACCUUCACGAGCUACCAACUGGAAGAACUAGAGAAGGUUUUCCAGAAGACACACUAUCCUGAUGUUUAUGCUCGAGAGCAGCUCGCGCUCAGGACGGACCUGACUGAAGCCCGCGUGCAGGUGUGGUUCCAGAACAGGAGAGCGAAAUGGCGAAAGAGGGAACGCUUUGGCCAGAUGCAGCAGGUCCGAACACACUUCUCCACAGCUUACGAGCUGCCUCUCCUGACUCGUCCUGAAAACUAUGCUCAGAUCCAGAACCCUUCCUGGAUCGGCGGCAGCAGCGCUGCGUCUCCUGUGCCGGGCUGCGUUGUGCCCUGCGACACAGUGACUCCGUGCAUGACACCUCACCCCCACUCUGCCAGCGGGGUGUCUGAUUUUCUGGGAGUACCGAGUCCCGCAGGUCACGUGGGGCAGGCUCACAUGGGCAGCCUGUUUGGAGGAUCUCCUGGCAUGGCUGGAGGCAUCAACACUUACGAUCUCAACAUGGACCCCGACCGCAAGUCCUCCAGCAUCGCCGCUUUGCGCAUGAAAGCCAAAGAGCACAGUGCAGCCAUAUCUUGGGCCACAUGAUGUGUUGACACAUGCUGGAUGACGGGGGACCUUGUUGACCCCUGAAAAGUCUAAACAAUCCCAGAAUGGAGUAAGGGGUGGCACUAAAAUCAAGGCAACAGUGGCUACCUUCAAAAAUGCUGCAAUCAAAUUAUGUGGGGAAAAAAAGAAAGAGAUAAAGAUUUGGCAAAAUCGGCAGUGCCAUGUUUUUGGUGGCACAGCAGUGAGUGCUGUGGAAGCCCAGUGAGAAGGUGAAGGUGUGCUGUAUAACAGGAGUUGCAGUGUAGUGCUGAAGAUAGGCAAAUAUAUAUAUAUAUUAAAAAAAAGAUGCUAGAAAAAAGUUCAAUUAAUCCAAAAAAAGAAGAAAAAAAAGAAAAGAAACAUCCAUGCACUUAUUUGCUAACACAGACACAAUUUCUAUUUGUACAGAGCUUUUGGUAUGUUUGUUUUGGUGCUGUUUUUAUUCUGAUCUUGUUAUUUAAAAUGUCCCCCUUUUUCCCUUUUUUGCGUCAUUUAAUUUUAAGUUUUGAUUUCACAGCUAGUUUAAAAAGCAUUCUGAAAAAAAACCCUUUUAAAAACCUCCAUACAUUUUACUCUUUGUCAGCAUUAACUUAAGUCAUGCCGGUGCUGAGAUGACCAUCAAUACAAGCGUCACAGUAACCAAAUCUGGGUAUGUUUUCCAGUGACUGAAAACACAGACAGGGCUCUUCCCUCUAACAUUACAAAGUAAAACAGAUGAAAAGUGGUUCUCUUGAGUAUGGCCAAGGGUAAAAGAUCCACCUGCUGCACUGACCCAGCCUGCUGAUGCCCAGAGAGGAGGAGGAAAUGGUGUAUGGGAGUACGAGAGGGGCACAGCAGGCCUGCUGCUCUCAGGGUUGAAGAGCCUGGGAGCGCCAGCCUCCAAACAGAUGCAGUUCUGUUUUCAGGAGAAAGACUCCAAGUGGACAUAACUGUGCCCCUUGCAUUUCUAGUCUCACAGGUCUCAGAAAGAGAAGUGCCUACCAGUCAAGCCAGACUGCCAGAAAUAACACAGGAACCAGCAGAAGCCUCUUUUGAAACAGAGCGGGCUACUGGGGAUAACACCGUGUGUUGACGCUCUUAAGCACUGAAUGGAUGUCAGUAUUCAGCAGCCUUUUCUGGACUUGAACAAGCCUGCAUUUGGCUUUCAGUGCAGCGCUGCCAUACAUGUCAUUGUUACUCUUCCUCUUCUUUUUUUUUUUUAACCAU